GACAAGGGCUCUUUGAAUGUUUGAGGUUAUUUUGGGUGUGCUCUGCCCGAUUGGCCUGUUCUAUGGUUCACGUGUACAGUAUAUAACUGUAUCAUAUCAGAUAAGUCUUUCACUUUGACGAUACAGCGUGCACUCCUUCAAAACUUGUUCGGUUCACAUGCAGUCAAAAAGAGAAAGUGUGACAUACGCUUAACACAUCAGUCUGCGCAUCCUUUGCGUCGGUGAGAUAUGGGGAGAAUCUAUCAAGUGCUUGUGACCGGAAUGCAAGGCGAGAAGAAAACCAUAGACGUCGCCAGUUCGGAGGAAGAAUUCAAUAACACGACGGUGGCGGAAUUAAAACAAAAACUUGCUGAGAAACUGCCACAGGAGGCAUCAGACCCGUCUGCAUUACGCUUACUCUACACCAGUAAACAGCUAAACGACACCGACAAGCUCUCUGACCACGGGAUCAAGGAUAAAUCCACUAUCUGCAUCAUAAUUCGUUUGCCAGGUGGAAGAUGAACCAGAAGUCUUCAGGCUGGAAGGAGAGACAAGUGUGCUGUAUAUUCAUCCUUCACAUAUCUUCAGCAAACUACAGAUACUUUCCCUCUGAGACUGAAGAAACCAUCACAACAGCCCAAACUGCUGGAAGCCGAUUCUGCCUAUCAACAGUCACACCUAAAUCUGGAUUAUAACAUAUUUUGAACAAGGAAAUAUUUUACAGUGUUGAUUAUCGAUUCUGUCAUCACAAUGAAAGAAACACUUAUAAAGCAUGAUAAAAUGAGCUGAAUACCUUGUAACGAAUUAAGCAGAUGAGAAUAUGUUAACUCAAGUGAGCUAUACAAUGAAAAUGUAUUUUUCCUAAUCGAUUUUGUGCAAUUUUUGUAUAUAUGGGAUUAAAUAAAUGUUUUUUGGGGGAAAAAGUCUAAUGUUUCUCAGCACAGUGUUUCAUCUGUCACACCCACGUCAUUCCACUGAUAUAAUGAGCUGAAGUUGUGCUAAUUAAUGUGCAGUGCCUAGGGUAUCCUCGCUUGAGAAAAUUAACCAUGGUUUUAUUACAAAAAAAAUAAAAAAUUAAUGGUUACUAUAACUAAUCAUGAUUUAACCGUGGUAUUUGUAGUAAAAUUGGCUAUACAAAUGGUAGUCAAUAAGCAAAAAACGAACAAAAAAACAUGCAUUUUUACUACAAUAAAAUAAUGGUUAAUUUUCUUAAGGGAGGCGUGAAACAACCCUGCUGAAAAAAACAAUAGAAAUUCUAAUGGCUUCUACUACAAAUACCAUUACGAACAUUACAAACAAUCAACUUUUAACCAUUAAAACCAUUGCAAAAUGUUUUGGGACAUAUUCCAUUAGGAUUUAUUGCUUUUAAGGCACCAAUAGAAGGCGACUAAUUACCAGCAGAGGCCAACAGCGUCCAUUACAGUUUCCAUUAAAGCCAAUACAAGUCCCAUUAUAACCAGCAAAACCAUUAGCUACAAAUCCUGUGAUGAUGUCUAUUGUUUUAGUUACUAAACCCCGCUUUUCAACGCCAUAACUGAUUAUAUUACUAGUCAUGUUUGCUUCAAGUAUUUUUCGUGUUUGUGUUUUCGUGCUGAGGCUCUGGAUGCUGGGCAGCGUUGAGCAGGUCUGAAGGUGUGCUUCUGGAGUCUCGGAUUACACUUUCAGUUCUGACCGAAGUCCUGACUGAGACGAACCACGCGAGCAAACGACGGGUAUUAAUAAUACAGACACGUCUUUCUGUGUGAGGCUGAGACAUAUCGCUUUUUGGGGAACAUAAACGCUCUUUUUUAAUAUUAUGGGUGUAUAUUCUCGGUCAGCAAACUAUAAGCAGUUAAAUAUCGGACCCGUCUUCUACUGAGGGCAGUUUUUCUUCUUGAUGUGAGGAGCGUAUUUUCGUGAAAGUGAAAGCUAAAUUGAUGUUUUGAUCUCUUCAUUGGAUGUGUUUUCACCUAUAGCUGCACUUUUGCUUUCAUUUAUCUAUUCUGGAUUGAUGGCAUGCGAGGAAGGAAUUAAACACAUACUUUAAACACUAGCUGACAGGUUCAUGACUGAAACUAUUGAAGCUGAAGUUUCGAUUUGCAUGAUCUGCUGAUGAUGAAAUGAAGACCAAAGUAAAAACAGCUGUGCUAAACAAGCAAGUGUCUUAUAUAAUUCACUAGACACAUCUAAAACAUGACUAGAGACAGCUGCCAUGCUGAUUGUUUACUGAUGGUAAAUGCAGUAGAAUCUUACAACGUAUACCUUCAAAUAUUUGAAGAUCUCUCCACCUGGGCUCU
Messenger RNA from Onychostoma macrolepis, 2255 nucleotides. RefSeq lists its product as uncharacterized. The transcript is spliced from 3 exons. NCBI's taxonomy places the organism in Eukaryota, Metazoa, Chordata, Actinopteri, Cypriniformes, Cyprinidae. The coding region runs from base 229 to 501 and encodes 90 amino acids. Gene Ontology annotation, molecular function: protein binding. The record is from RefSeq and is a predicted model, not a curated record.